Molecule: messenger RNA, 1770 nt
Organism: Trametes versicolor FP-101664 SS1
Lineage: Eukaryota; Fungi; Basidiomycota; Agaricomycetes; Polyporales; Polyporaceae
Exons: 4
Coding region: 115-1581 (488 amino acids)
Biological process (GO): nucleoside transmembrane transport
Cellular component (GO): fungal-type vacuole membrane; plasma membrane
Molecular function (GO): nicotinamide riboside transmembrane transporter activity; nucleobase transmembrane transporter activity
Source: RefSeq, a predicted model, not a curated record
CAUAUCUACUUGAACCUACCACGUCGGACACCCCCUGCCAUCGUCUGUCUUGACCUCUCGCAGCAAUAUACCAACCAGGUCACCUCCAAGGGACCACGCUGCCGCUCUCUUACAAUGCCGGAACGCCAUUCCACCUCCGAGGCUGUCUACCAUCCCAUCCCCCAGGCCCCGGUCGCGUCCAAUACGAUCCCACCCAGUUCGCCUGACAUAGAAGUAGACGAAGGCUUCGGUCCUAGCAUUGUGCACAGCCAUGUGACGGUAGAUUCAAGGAUACGGUGGAUACACUUCCUUCUGGGCUGCGCGGUCCUUCUACCUUGGAAUGUUAUGAUAACUGCAACGCCAUACUUUCUAUCUCGCUUAGAGGGGUCCUCGGUGAAGGGCACUUUCUCCUCCUACCUCUCUACGGCCUUCACAAUCCCGAACUUGCUCUUUCUUGCGCAUGCUACGGCUACGUCGAAGAAGGCUUCUAAUACGCGCCGUGUACUCUCCGCGCUCGGCUUCCUGGCGGCCCUGUCAUUUAUGCUCACGCUGAGCACAUACAUGCACCCGGCGGCAGGAGGCUUCACCGCGUUCGUACUCCUCAAUGCAGUGGGACAGGCCGCCGCAGGCUCGUACCUCCAAACGGCCGUGGUGGCCGUUGCCUCGCAGUUUGGGCCCGUAGCGAUGCAAGCCGUCAUGUCCGGACAAGCCGCCGUCGCCGUCGCUAUCAGCGGGGUGCAGGUCAUGAGCGCUUUGGCCUCCGUCCGAGGCGUAAGUCCGCAGCAGGUCGUGCUGUCCUCCGAGCCUGCAGAACGAUCCGCGUUCAUAUUCUUUGGCCUCUCGACGGCCUUCCUCAUCGUCUGUGCGGCGGUGCAGAUGUGGCUCGUCAGCCUUCCCGCGUACAAGAGCGUCGUAGCACAAGGGGCCACGCGUGGACUCGAUACACCGGAGGAAAGCGCACUGCUCGAAGCGUCUAGUACCGACCCCGAUGACCGUUCCUUCCGGAAGGAGGAUGAGAAGCACCACGUUAUACGGAUAGCCAAGACGAACAAGGUCUACGAGAUCGCGGUCUCAUAUGUCUUUGUGGUGACUCUGGCCGUCUUCCCCCCUAUCACCAUCUCUGUCCAGCCCACAAGUCCUCUCGUCCACCCGCUCGUGUUCAGUGCGGUCCAUUUUCUCAUGUUCAACAUCGGCGACUUCACCGGACGCUCUAUCUGCUCGCUUCCCAGGCUGCAUGUUUGGUCGGCUCGCCGUCUGCUCAGCCUCUCCCUCCUCCGGACGCUCUUUAUCCCAGUCUUCCUCAUGUGCAACGUUCAGUGGGCAUCCGUCUCCUCUUCAUCUCACGGGCCCCUCAUCAAUUCCGACUUCCUCUUCAUGCUCAUCGUGCUGCUCUUCGGCGUGUCAAACGGCUACGUCUCAAGCAUGUGUAUGAUGGCCGCGCCUUCUCUGGCGCACAACCCCAGGCUGAAGGGCCGCGCGGAGGACGUGGACGUGGCGGCGACCGUCGCGAGCUUCUGCCUCGUGACAGGCCUGGCCUUGGGCGCAAUGCUGAGCUUCGGGGUGAGAGCAGUCGUGUGCGACUGCAACCCAUUCAUCGCAUAGUCCCGGAGUGCUUGGCUGAUUGGUGUGUAUGUAUAUGUACUGUAACGGCUAUGUCCGUGCGUGAACCUACUAAUUACUAUUGGCGGCGGCAUUUGUCCUCCCCGCAUGUAUAUCCCGGGACGGAGAAAGCAGGAUGGUGGAUCGUAUGAACCGACCUAUCAGAACGCUUCAAGCUGUACCGGGACCCGC